AUGGCAUCAGUCUUUGCUCGACCUAACAUGCUACUUGUGGAACUUCCGACCGAGAUCUUAAGCGUCAUAUUCAGCUAUAUUCCCGACAGUGGCUGUUUAGUCCAAAUUAUGCAAGUGUGUCGCCUGUUCAGAGAUAUGAUUGAACCAAUCCUGUAUCGCUCUAUGCAUUUACAGCUACCAUUAACGUCCACAUCGCGAGACUCCCGUGGGGGCACCUACAACCUAGGACACCUCGCCGGGCUUAUUGAUGCAUUGUCUGCUCGACCUCAACACAGCCGUCUUGUCAAAAUACUCUAUCUGCAGCUGGAUGACCCGAAAGGUCUCGACUGCAGCUAUAAGAUCAAAAUCUCGAACCUCUUUCCACACCUUCAAGAGCUGUCUCUGAGCCCGCCUUCCCCGCAUUUGGAUCUUACUGGCAUGCUGUUCCUCAAAUAUCUACGACUCAAUUUUGGUGACAUGGCCGAUUAUCCUCAACCGGUACAACUUAUUCUACAUCACUUCUGGAUUCCAACACUUCGUAUCCUACAAAUCGAAUAUCUUGAACUGGAAAGUCAAUGGGUAGAUCUAGAUCCACUACAGAGGCACCAGACGUCACCUAUUAUCGAUCUUCGCAUUCACGCCUUAACUGAUGUGGACCAAUCUAUUGGCAUUUUGACUAGCCUCUUGAACUCUGUGAAGUCCUUGAAACGAUUCACUCUUGACGCCGAGCUUGAUGCUGUAAUAUCACAUAUGGUACAUGAUUGGUUGUCCCUAGAUGCAAUUCUUUGCGCCCUACGGUUCCAUGCGGACACACUCGAAGACAUAUUUAUUGCUGCUAGUGAUGGUAGUUCCAUCCGUCGGACCACACCAACAUGGAGUAUUAUGCUUUUCUCUUCCCUCAGGAAAUUGGCAAUACCAAUUAGCUGUUUAGAGUAUUGCAAAGGCUCAAACUGUGAUUUUGCAUUACCGCCAAAGCUCGAAGAGCUACAGCUGCAACAGCAAGAAUGCUAUGAAGAAAUCUCGGUUUGGUAUUCCUGUUAUGAAGGCCUGAAAGCUCUGGCCAAAAGGAAGCGCGAUGGCUUUCCCGAACUAAGACUCAUUGUCUGGUGGACCCAAAUGUCCAUUGCGUGGUUUGAGUCGUCGAAACGACUCCCUAUACCACCAAUUGGAACCCUUAUUCGUACCUUUGAAGAAGUGGACGUCUUAUUUAGUUGGAUUACACAUCCGGUUUUUAAGGGGUCGCCUUUCGGUCAAGCAUUCAGGCCUCCCAGUGGGGAAUAA
Penicillium argentinense is the source of this 1260-nucleotide messenger RNA. RefSeq names its product F-box protein. NCBI's taxonomy places the organism in Eukaryota, Fungi, Ascomycota, Eurotiomycetes, Eurotiales, Aspergillaceae. Gene Ontology annotation, molecular function: protein binding. The coding region runs from base 1 to 1260 and encodes 419 amino acids. The transcript has a single exon. The record is from RefSeq and is a predicted model, not a curated record.